CGAGAUCGAGUGAACACAGCACAACACAACACUGAACACAGAGAAUCAGCUCAGAGCAGAACAACAUAAUCCAGAAUGAGCACCGGCGCCGGACAAGUAGUUUGUGUUACCGGAGCUUCCGGUUACAUUGCUUCCUGGGUCGUUAAGUUUCUUCUCGAACGCGGCUACACCGUGAAGGCCACCGUUCGCGACACGAAUGAUCCCAAAAAGGUGGAUCAUUUGCUCAGCCUUGAUGGUGCGAAGGAGAGAUUGCAUCUCGUGAAGGCGAAUCUUCUAGAAGAAGGUUCCUUUGACUCUGCCGUUGAAGGUUGUCACGCUGUGUUUCACACUGCUUCUCCCUUUUUCGACGAUGCCAAGGACCCGCAGACUGAGUUGUUGGAUCCAGCUUUGAAGGGGACUCUGAAUGUUCUGAAAUCGUGCGUGAAAUCAAAGACGCUGAAACGCGUGGUUGUAACUUCUUCUAUUGCUGCAGUUUCGUUCAACGACAGGCCUAAAAACCCUGAUGUAGUGGUUGACGAGACUUGGUAUUCCGACCCAGAAUACUGUAAGAGAAAUGGGAUAUGGUAUAACCUUUCAAAGACUUUGGCCGAAGAUGCUGCCUGGAAAUUUGCAAAAGAGAACAAUAUUGACUUGGUUACAACGAACCCUGCAUUGGUUGUCGGACCUCUCUUGCAACCAGUACUUAACACUAGUUCUGCUGCAGUUUUAAAUUUAAUUAAUGGUUCGCCUACAUUUAAAAAUGUAACUUUGGGAUGGGUGGACGUGAGAGAUGUUGCAAUUACUCAUAUUCUGGCAUAUGAGAAUGCUUCAGCUAAUGGAAGAUAUUUACUAGUUGAAAGAGUGGCACACUUUUCAGAUGUUGUGAAGAUUUUACAUGAUCUGUAUCCAACAUUGCAACUUCCAGAUAAAUGUGUGGAUGAAAGGCCAUAUGAUCCAAUAUUCCAGGUUUCGAAGGAAAAAGCAAAGAGCUUGGGGCUUGAAUUUACACCUUUGGAAGUGAGCAUCAAGGAUACUGUGGAAAGCUUGAAGGAAAAGGGGUUUAUCAAAUUUUAAGGGCUUCUUAUGUUCAUGCUUAUGAAUAAUGUUACUGUAAAAUAAGACUUAUAUCAGAGCUGCUAAGUACUGAAAUAAGUUAUUCUUAGUGUGGUUUGUAAGAGUUGACCAUUUAGUGUGUCCUGGUAUAGUUCGCAUUACAGAUCUUAUACUAUAUAUAUUACUAGAAAAUAUCUGUUGCAACUAAUGCAUUACAUUUGUAUCAUUUGUGGCUCUAGUGGAAAAUUCAGUUGGGAAAUUCAAUGCUACUAAUUCAAACAAUCGAA
This is a messenger RNA of Vigna radiata var. radiata (mung bean), 1319 nucleotides long. Its product is annotated as cinnamoyl-CoA reductase 1. The record is from RefSeq and is a predicted model, not a curated record. The coding region runs from base 76 to 1053 and encodes 325 amino acids. Lineage: Eukaryota; Viridiplantae; Streptophyta; Magnoliopsida; Fabales; Fabaceae. The transcript has 5 exons. Gene Ontology annotation, molecular function: oxidoreductase activity, acting on the CH-OH group of donors, NAD or NADP as acceptor.